Molecule: messenger RNA, 1908 nt
Organism: Drosophila hydei
Lineage: Eukaryota; Metazoa; Arthropoda; Insecta; Diptera; Drosophilidae
Gene: Ets98B
Product: DNA-binding protein D-ETS-4
Exons: 5
Coding region: 254-1735 (493 amino acids)
Biological process (GO): regulation of transcription by RNA polymerase II; cell differentiation
Cellular component (GO): nucleus
Molecular function (GO): sequence-specific DNA binding; DNA-binding transcription factor activity, RNA polymerase II-specific
Source: RefSeq, a predicted model, not a curated record
AACUGUUUCAACAAAAUUUGAAUAAAAAAAAUCAACCGAAAUCAAAACAGUGAAAGAAAUAGAGACAUAUAGCGUUUAGCUGCGGCGUGCUAGAGCGAGACAGUGCAAGACUUUCGCAAAGAUACAAAAUAAAGAAAGAGAAAGAAAAACAAGAAAAUAAAUUGCAAAAACAAUAGAUUCAAAUCAACAACUUGUUGUUUCUCACAGUUCUAAUUGACACUACACAAAUAACAGCAAAACAAAAGCAAAAAAUAUGGAGUAUGAGAAAAUGUUAUACCUGACAAAUGCCAGCGAGAUGCCGCACAGCUGUAGCACUCAGUUCAAGUUAGCCGCAGAACAGUUCCAGACGGACUCCUAUGCGGCCUAUGCCUAUGCCGACAACUUUGACUUAUCGCUGCUGCCGGAGGACGCGGGCAUACCCACCACAGUUUACCAGUACAACGCGCCGCAGAUCAAAGUCGAAAGCGCCUGGGAGAUACAGGAGCAGCCACUGAGUGCUUCAUACCCUCCAGCCAACUCUAGCUCCAGCUCCAGCUCCAGCUCCAGCUCCAGCCAUCAGCUGAUACCGCCGCCCGCCUAUCCGCACAGCGCUUAUCCCUCACCGCAGUCGAGUCCGCAGCAGUCGGAGUUUGCCUCGUUCAAGUACGACUGUUUGAGCAGCCCGUGCCCCUCGCUGGAUGCAAGCAGCAUCAAGCAGGAGCUGCACAUAUUGCCACCCUCGCCGCCCGAGUCCAAUUGCGAGACGCCGUCGCCACGCAGCGAUAGCAACAGCAGCAGCAUCAAGGCAGAGCCACUGGAUGCCGAGUUGGAUAGCUACUUAGAUUUGAACACGCUGCAGCAGCAGCAGCUGCUGGACAUCAAGCCCAAUCAUCAGGUGCUGCGCGAGUGCCUCGAAGACACAACAUUCCAGCGCAAGCACAAUCUGAAGCCCCUGGCGCUGGAGUCCUUCAUUGGCGGCUUAGCUGAGGUGCGAGGCGACUUUGAGCCGGUCAUAUCUCUGGCGCUGGAGCAUGCCAAACGUGAGGCAGACGCCAUAUGCGCACAGCUGCAGAUAUCGCAGGAUCCCAAUGCCUGGACGGCUGCCCAGGUACACGCAUGGCUACGAUCCACCUUGGCACAGUUUAAGCUGCCGCCAGUUGACAAUUUGGAGCUGCAGUUCAGCGAAGAUGGCGCCGCGCUGGCAUUACUCAGCGAGGAGGAAUUCCAGCGACGAUUGCCCGAGAGCGGCAGCACGUUGCACGCACAGCUGGAGAUAUGGAAGAUGGCCUAUGCAGAUCAGCUGGGCAAUGAAAUGGAGGCCACAGCACCAGCUGCUAAUGAUAUGCUUUGGGGCUAUCAGGCGCCCAAUGUGGAACAGGACGAAAGCGAAGAUGAUGAGGACAUGGAGCCAGCUGUGCUGAUAGCCACGCCCACACCGGCGCCUGCCAAGCGCUCGGGCGGCACACGCAACGGCGGCAGCUCCCACAUUCACCUGUGGCAGUUUCUCAAGGAGCUGCUUGCGGCGCCGCAGGUGAAUGGCACAGCCAUACGCUGGAUAGAUCGCAGCAAGGGCAUCUUCAAGAUCGAGGAUUCGGUGCGAGUGGCUAAGCUGUGGGGCAGGCGCAAGAAUCGGCCGGCCAUGAACUACGACAAGCUCUCGCGCUCCAUACGCCAAUACUACAAGAAGGGCAUCAUGAAGAAGACGGAGCGCUCGCAGCGCCUGGUCUACCAGUUCUGCCAGCCGUACCAUCAGUGAGCCCGUGGAACCAGUUCCAUUUAACUAGUUCUAAGUGUAUUUAUUUUGGUAGCCGUAAGCCCGUAACCCCACCAACCAGCACAAACUUUGCCCCGCAACUAUGCUCGACUAGGCCACAGAGUCUAGCGAGUGUUAGUGCCUGUAUAUAUAUUUAUCUAUAUCUCACUCUAUAU